AUGCCCCCAGUCACGAACCACGAAAGUCCCAGUUCCCUACCACAGACAGAUGCAACCGUAUCAGAAGCUCGGGAUUUAGUCAGUGUGGAGGCACACACGACACCUACUGAUACUAGGGACUGCGACUCCUAUAUAAAGGUUUUUCUUGCAGAGCUCGUUAGCCCCGCCCGUCAUAGAUCAGCUACCCAAAAGAGAUCUAGUAGUUUGAGUGCAACAUCAACUGUUCAGGACAUUGAUCUGUCGCGCGACCUGGACACAGGUAAUAUAACUCUUCCACGCAAGGACACCGCAGAGACUCUUGUCAAGGCAUACUUUCAGUUCAACGACGUAGCUAUGCCUCUACUACACCAACCUUCAUUUCGGCAGCAAUUUGAUCUAGUCUAUCAGAUGUCUCACACAAUCAACUUCACGAUAACCCAUUCCAACACUCAUUCUAAAGUAGCCGUCUUCUUCGUCCUAGAGGUAUUCGCAAUAGCCCUUCUCAGCAUGCAGAAGCAAGAUCCUUCUAGUGUAUCGACAUGCUUAGCAGAUCGUUAUCAUAGAACGGCUCUAGAGGCUCUGAGCCUGACCUCCGUCUCGAGUGAUGUUCAAGGCGUCCAAGCACUACUCCUUGUUGCGCAAUACUCUUAUCUCCACCCGAACUUCUGGGCUGCUUGGAGAACUGUCGGUGCAGCCCUUCGGUUGGCCGCGGAGCUAGGCUUGCAUCAGGAUAUGACCAAUGGUUUUGAUGCUCUUGCCCUCGAUAUAAGGAGAAGGACGUUUUGGGUGGCUUACUCGAUGGAUCGGAAUCUCUCGAUAGCCAUGUCACUGCCGUUUGGCCUAUCAGAUGGGGCGAUAUCAUCUCUGUUCCCAAGUGAAGUAUCUGAAGAUUUGAUAACAACGAACGGAAUUGGAUCGACACCACCCUGUGUGACAAAGCAGCUCGCACAGCAGAUGUUUCGAUACCGCCAGAUCCAAUCAGAACUACGAGUAAUGCUUUGGGAAGCACCAGUACCUUAUAAGCAAAUCAACUUAAGCGACUGGCAGACCACCAUGCACCAGCGCAUCGAUCAAUGGUACAAUAACAGUCCACGCGGUGAUAACAUGACCAGCUUCGAAAGACGAGUUGUAGUCGGUUUCGAAACGAAGCGCAACACAGCACUGUUCAACCUUUACCGCCCUUCGCCCAACAACCCAACCCCAUCGGAAGAACAAGCUUUGGCGAUGACUGAAGUUGCAAGUAACAUGAUACGCAUAUAUCAGAACCACUUUCGCAAGAAGCAUUUAUCCAUUUACUGGCAGUCUAUUGAGAACGUCUUCAACGCAGGGACUGCUCUCAUGGUAGCAUAUUCAAGAUCGCUGGGCGUACGAGAGAUGAUGACGCUUGAUUCGCUCGAGUCACUUGUCCACAGCUGCUCCUCAUUGCUAUGGGGAAUGGUGGAGCGCUUCCCGUCUUAUCAGGACAAGCGAGAUACUUUUGACACUACAGCUACGAAAGUGCUUGAGGGACUCAAGGCUGAGAUCUUGAUCAAUGAAGGCACAUUCAUUCCUGGUGUCUCACAGCACGAAGGCGCUCUGACCUCAAGUCUGUCGGCUCAAACUCACACCGGGAGCGAGAUGCCUCUCCCAGCUAUUCCAGAGGAACAAUCGUGGCUUCAAUUUCUAAUCCCUGGUGAAUUUGACUUCUGUCACAAUCAGGAGCCUGGAGCGUUCCAUGAUAUGGAAGUCUGGGCUCUAGAUGGAGAUAGCCCGCUACUGGGUCAGGAUAUGACUCAUGAAAACUGGACUUAG
Molecule: messenger RNA, 1770 nt
Organism: Fusarium sp. VM40
Lineage: Eukaryota; Fungi; Ascomycota; Sordariomycetes; Hypocreales; Nectriaceae
Source: the annotation of a GenBank genome assembly